AUGUUCAAAAUAACCGAUUGGCGUCGGUUAUUGAGGAACAUUUUUGGUCCACUUAUACUAUUGCUAAUCGUUGUUUUAGCGUAUGCAGCCGUCAUUUUUGGAUACGUCGCAGCUGAGCAAGAAGUGUUUGAGAAGCUCGCUGCUAACGUGGAUUACGAGAAGCAACGUCUUCAAACUUCAUCGGAUUCCGCACAAACAUACAGUUCCAAGUACUCACUGGGUACAAGUGAUGUCUAUGGAAUCAUAUCUGGAUUUUUGAACAAAACAUUGCUCACCGUUUCCAGCUACGAGUUUCAAUGGACCGAGAGUUUAAUAUACCGCCGAAUGUACGACCAUGCGUUUCAACUGAACGAUGACUCCAAACUGGAAUUCAGCAAGCCUUCAACCAAAAUCAUAAACAUCAUCUUCCGAUCAAUUCUUCCCAUUUUCACAACUUUCGCCGUCGGAGCAAGUGUGUCAGCUCUUCAUUCAAUAAGCUCAAUUAUACUGUCGAUUUGUAUUCGCCAGAAAAAGUAUCCAGCGUGGACGGUUGGUAGGAAUAAGAUGUUGAGAAUCAAUGUAAUGGCUUCGAUGGCUGUUGCGACCGCGUAUUUCGUUUUGUGCUUUUUUUUGACCUCACUUGCAUCGUCUCGCUGGCAAGACGUCUCCUUCGUCGAUGGAGUCAAGAUCACACUCAAUCUGAUUGCAACACUUCCACCAAAUGUGAAACUGGACUCAAUUAUCGACGCUCACACCCUCUCCGCCAUCGCCUUCCUCAUUCAUUCCGGAACCGCCUACUUCGUAUUCGCCCUUAUUAAUCUUAUCAAAACCUGGAGAAUCUCUGAAUUCGCCAUCCCAAAGAUCAGUGAUAUCCAGAAGGCUGAUGAACUGGAUAAGGCCACACAAAUGGUCUACAGAGCGAGAAGAGCCGAACUUUUCCAGAAGAGACCAGAGGAGAAGAAAAUGGAUUAA
This is a messenger RNA of Caenorhabditis briggsae, 951 nucleotides long. The transcript is spliced from 5 exons. The record is from RefSeq and is a predicted model, not a curated record. Bases 1 to 951 code for a protein of 316 amino acids. NCBI's taxonomy places the organism in Eukaryota, Metazoa, Nematoda, Chromadorea, Rhabditida, Rhabditidae.